ACAAGGGCUUUGAUUUGCUAGUUCGGACCGCACCGUAGAUCGCUCCACUAGUUCAAGGCAGACAGCCGGUAUCUACCUAAUAAGGUAGAAACCGCAGGCAACCACCACCCGGCCUAAGGACGACUGCCCAAGCUCCUGUAAUUAAUUCUACUACAAGUAUGAUCGCCUUCGACGGCUGUUUUUCAAAAAUUUGUUCCCCGGUCGGUCAUCCUUUCUCUCUUUCAGCACAAUCCCAAAGUUGUACGGACAAUUGCUCUGCAGAUAACACUUCACAAUGGGUUCCGUGGGAACUGAUCUUGUCAACACUAUGACUUCCUUGCCCGACGUGGUAGAAAAUGCCGUGACGGCAUUGUAUCGGCAUGACUGUGCGAACGCAGGCAACUAUGGACCGGAAUGUCCUCCGAGAUGGUCCAAGUUUGCGAGCCAUGAGGAUGACCAAGCUCAUCUCAGGAAUGCUAUACAGAGCGAUCCCAUCAUUCAUCGCCAUUGCUUCAACAAGGACGACAAGAAAUGGGUUACAGAGUCCUUUACCGUUCAGGAUCCGUUAAUGCGCAACCACCUUCGUGUUGCACUGGCCAACUAUCAGGACUUCGACCUAGAGCUUAAGAAUUGGACGUUCAAGGAGCCCUUCUCACCAAUUGUACACCGCUGGGACCGUCUGAAUACUCUACGCGAAAAUACCACCGAAGACAAGUCCAAGAAAGCCAUUGACCAACUCAUGAACUUCCUUGGGCCAAUUCUCGCCCCUUCGAUUGGAUCCCUGCUGCAGACUAAGGCAACGGGCAAGGUCGACUUUGAAAAUGUUUGGCAAAUCUUCCCACCCGGCGAGCUCGCAGUCACGUCGUUCUUCGGCAUUCAGGCGGUCACUCGCAUACUCCGCUAUGAGUUGAUCCGACCACGCUGCGACCCACCGUAUUGGCAAGUCGAGUUUGAAUAUCUGGACUGGAACGGUGAGCGUUGCGGUUACACGUCUGCCAAGUCCAAGAUCAGAUACUUUGAUGGCAUGAAGUUCGUGACAAGCCUUGGCGUAUACCCACUUUCCUUCAGUCCCUCAGCCUCGGAAAUCAAGCAACGAAUCACCGCAAGAGGUCGUAAAUUUGAAAGCCUCAGAGGCUAUCACUUCAGGACUUGCGUCGGAACCAAGAUCCUUCUCGAGACCAAGUGCCCAGAGGAGAGGCCGGUUGCAGGCCGAGUCAUUAUUGACGCGUUCGCCUACUACACCAGCAACAAUAUUGUGAAACCAAACUUGAGGUCCUUGGAGGGCACCGUUGUAGCCGAGGUGGUCACUGAUGCAUCUGAAAGUGAUGCAGAGGACAAUGAUGAAGAACAAGACGACUUCAGGUCUACCACCAGUUCUGACGACUCCGAGGAUAGCCUCUCCGAGCUGACUGCCGUCAAACCGUCGGGUGGUUCUUUGAAGCGUACCGAGAUCAUAGAGCCUCUCACGGAUGAGCAGUGCCUCUUGGCAUCCCCUUGGCUCAAGGGUCUGGACCUCAAGAGUAAGGACUGGGCUCAAUUCAAUGUCGACGAGCUGGACGAAAUAGUCUGGAAUGAUUCCGCGUUUGACCAUCUCGUGCUUCCUGGAAAUGAGAAGGAGCUCGCGUGGGCUUUUGUCGAGAACAAGGCAUUGUCAAAGAACCAGUUCGAUGAUUUCAUUCCGGACAAGGGCCGAGGCAUUAUCAUUCUCAUGUUCGGACCUCCUGGGGUGGGUAAGACAUACACAGCAGAAGCUGUCGCCGAAAAGUCGCGUGUUCCACUUUAUGCAAUGAGUGCGGGCACGCUUGGCACGAAGCCUAAACAGAUAGAGGCAGCCCUCGAGCGUGCCCUGGAGCUCUGCAGGCUCUGGAACGCCAUGCUCCUCCUCGACGAAGCAGACGUCUUCCUUAGUGCCAGGACCGACACGGACCUUGCCCGUAACGAGCUCGUCGCCGUCUUCCUGACCAAGCUUGAGUACUACCAGGGAAUCUGCUUCCUGACCACCAACCGCAUCUCCAGCCUGGACCACGCAUUCCAGUCUCGAGUUGACCUGUUCCUCCCGUACCGGGACCUCAAGCCUGAGGCGCGCAGACAGGUCUGGGAGAACUUCAUCAAUCGUGCUGGGGACAAGCAGUUUGAUGUCGACUCUGCAGGCCUAGAUGAGCUGUCUAACAUUCAGCUGAAUGGCCGUGAAAUCAAGAACCUGAUCAAGAGCGCACACCUCUUGACACUGAAGGGUGGCGAGAAGAUCACCAAAGACCGGCUAAAGAUGCUGGCUGAGAACCGUAUUAAUGCGCUCGAUGCACUCAGCGAAUAAACGCGGUAAAUCAGUCUGGUCAACUUUGGUUUUGGAAUACAAUCAUUGAUGACAGCACAAGCAGACGAGUGAGAACACUGGUGGCCCGCAAAUAGACUGUAAAUGAAAUUAGGGGGAAAUGCGUUUGUUUUCUGUUCUUUUUGGCAACCCUUAGAUAGUGUGACUUCUAUCAUGGGAAAUACAUAGCCUCUCCGUCUCUGUUUUUCUCUUGAAGAAAUAAAAAUCAAAGAUGGACGGUCCAUGAUGCCAGCUAGCGAUAACUACAUUUUAGCACUGACUGAUAGCACAACGAAGUACGACCAUCCCUCAGAAA
Molecule: messenger RNA, 2606 nt
Organism: Diaporthe batatas
Lineage: Eukaryota; Fungi; Ascomycota; Sordariomycetes; Diaporthales; Diaporthaceae
Exons: 4
Coding region: 275-2293 (672 amino acids)
Molecular function (GO): ATP hydrolysis activity; ATP binding
Source: RefSeq, a predicted model, not a curated record